Molecule: messenger RNA, 360 nt
Organism: Eimeria mitis
Lineage: Eukaryota; Apicomplexa; Conoidasida; Eucoccidiorida; Eimeriidae
Source: RefSeq, a predicted model, not a curated record
AUGGACUGGUCUCUGUGUUACGAGCGCUGCAGCAGCAGCCCCCUCUUCCUUCCUCCCCAGGGGGGCCGUCGGUGGCUGCCGGUGCUGCGGCUGGGUGCUGCGGUGUCACUGCAGCAGCAAGCAGCAGCAGCAGCAGCAGCAGCAGCAGGAGGGAGAACACCGCCACCGCCAUCACCAUCAUCAUCAUCAGCAGCAGCAGCAGCAGCACCAGCAGCAGCAGCAGCAGCAGCAGCAGCAGCAGGGCAUCAUCAUCAUCAGCAGCAGCAGCAGCAGCACCAGCAGCAGCAGCAGCAGCAGCAGCAGCAGCAGGGGGAGAGGCUGUGCUGCGGCUCGCUUUCUCUCCUUGCGGCAGCAUGCUAG